Molecule: messenger RNA, 3459 nt
Organism: Phasianus colchicus (ring-necked pheasant)
Lineage: Eukaryota; Metazoa; Chordata; Aves; Galliformes; Phasianidae
Gene: GRID1
Product: glutamate ionotropic receptor delta type subunit 1
Biological process (GO): monoatomic ion transport
Cellular component (GO): membrane
Molecular function (GO): signaling receptor activity; ligand-gated monoatomic ion channel activity
Source: RefSeq, a predicted model, not a curated record
CCGAGCGCUGGAGGCUCCGUCGCGCCGCCUGCCAAGCCGGGAUCUACCGCCGCGCCGUUUCGGCCCCGUCUUCUCCUCUCCGCGUCGUCCGCUUCCCUCCAUCUCGGAGAAUCGUCUGCGUUCCGUGCGAAUUUGGGAUUAUUUUUCUACGGGGGGUGUCGAGGCAUCCCGCCCUCCCGCGCCGCCUGCUCCACCUGCCCUUGCGCCUUUCUUCUUCUUUUCCCCCGCCUGCCUCUCCGCCGAGCCCGGGCUGAUGUGCAGUGCGAGAGGCUGGAAAUGGAAGUGUUGAUGCUCUGGCUUUUCCCCUGGAUAUUUCAGUGCGUUUCGGUGCGGGCGGACUCCAUCAUCCACAUCGGUGCCAUUUUUGAGGGCAAUGCUGCCAAGGACGACGAGGUGUUCAAGCAGGCGGUGUCGGAUCUGAACCUCAAUGACGACAUCCUCCAGAGCGAGAAAAUCACUUACUCCAUCAAGCUCAUAGAGGCCAACAACCCCUUCCAUGCGGUGCAGGAAGCCUGCGACCUGAUGACCUUGGGGAUCUUAGCCUUGGUGACAUCCACAGGUUGUGCCUCAGCCAACGCCCUGCAGUCCCUGACAGAUGCCAUGCACAUCCCACAUCUCUUUGUGCAGCGCAACACGGGAGGCUCCCCACGCACCGCCUGCCACCUGAACCCCAGCCUGGAGGAGGAGGAGUACACGCUGGCUGCCCGGCCGCCGGUCCGCCUCAAUGAUGUUAUGCUGAAAUUGGUCACUGAGCUGCGCUGGCAGAAAUUCAUCGUCUUUUAUGACAGCGAUUACGAUAUACGCGGACUGCAGGGAUUUCUCGAUCAGGCCUCCAGGCUGGGACUUGAUGUGUCAUUACAAAAAGUGGACAGGAACAUCAGCAGAGUCUUUGCCAACCUUUUCACUACAAUGAAAACAGAAGAGCUGAACCGCUAUCGGGACACAUUACGAAGGGCUAUCUUACUUCUAAGCCCACGGGGAGCCCAGACUUUUAUUAAUGAGGCUGUGGAGACCAACCUUGCAUCAAAAGAUAGUCACUGGGUCUACGUAAAUGAGGAAAUCACUGAUAAUGAAAUAUUAGAGUUGGUACAUAGUGCUCUUGGGAGGAUGACAGUUAUCCGGCAGAUUUUCCCUCUCUCAAAGGACAAUAAUCAGAGGUGCAUGAGGAACAAUCACCGAAUAUCAUCACUGCUCUGUGAUCCACAAGAAGGCUAUCUUCAGAUGCUGCAGGUUUCCAACCUGUACCUGUAUGACAGUGUGCUCAUGCUAGCCAAUGCUUUCCACAGAAAACUGGAGGACAGGAAAUGGCACAGCAUGGCAAGUCUGAAUUGCAUGAGGAAAUCCACCAAGCCUUGGAACGGAGGACGAUCCAUGCUUGAGACUAUUAAGAAGGGCCAUAUAACUGGGCUUACUGGUGUUAUGGAGUUCAGAGAAGAUGGCGCCAACCCCUAUGUUCAAUUUGAAAUACUGGGCACUAGCUACAGUGAAACAUUUGGCAAAGAUGUCCGGAGGUUGGCAACGUGGGACUCUGAAAAGGGACUGAAUGGUAGCCUGCAAGAACGACGUCUGGGAAGUGAUUUACAAGGACUGACGCUCAAAGUGGUGACUGUCUUGGAAGAACCUUUUGUGAUGGUGGCGGAGAACAUACUUGGGCAACCAAAACGGUACAAAGGAUUUUCCAUUGAUGUCCUGGAUGCACUGGCCAAGAAUCUGGGCUUCAAAUAUGAGAUAUAUCAAGCUCCUGAUGGGAAAUAUGGACACCAGCUUCAGAAUGGCUCCUGGAAUGGCAUGAUUGGAGAACUUAUUAACAAGAGAGCAGAUCUAGCAAUUUCUGCCAUCACUAUAACACCUGAACGAGAGAGCGUUGUGGACUUCAGCAAGCGGUACAUGGACUAUUCAGUGGGGAUCUUGAUCAAGAAGCCUGAAGAGAAAAUCAACAUCUUCUCUCUCUUCGCUCCUUUUGACUUUGCGGUGUGGGCUUGCAUUGCUGCUGCCAUCCCUAUAGUUGGUGUCUUGAUAUUUGUCUUGAACCGGAUCCAGGCAGUCAGGGCACAGAAUGCCUCCCAGCCAAGCCCCUCUGCCUCCUCCACCCUGCACAGUGCCAUCUGGGUUGUGUAUGGCGCUUUUGUUCAGCAAGGGGGUGAAUCUACUGUCAAUUCUGUGGCUAUGCGCAUUGUGAUGGGAAGCUGGUGGCUCUUCACCCUUAUCGUGUGCUCAUCCUACACAGCAAACUUAGCAGCAUUUCUCACAGUAUCAAGGAUGGAUAAUCCUAUAAGAACAUUUCAGGAUCUGUCUAAACAAAUGGAUAUAUCUUAUGGUACAGUCAGAGACUCCGCAGUGUAUGAAUACUUUAAAGCAAAAGGAACAAACCCUCUGGAGCAGGAUAACACAUUUGCUGAACUGUGGAGGACAAUAAGUAAGAAUAAUGGGGCAGAUAAUUGUGUAUCGAACCCUUCUGAAGGCAUCAGGAAGGCAAAGAAAGGAAAUUAUGCAUUCCUGUGGGAUGUGACAGUGGUGGAAUAUGCUGCGCUGACAGAUGAUGAAUGCUCUGUGACAGUCAUUGGUAACAGCAUCAGCAGCAAAGGAUAUGGAAUUGCACUCCAGCAUGGAAGCCCCUACAGAGAUCUUUUCUCCCAGAGGAUCUUAGAGUUGCAAGAAAGUGGAGAUUUGGAUGUUCUUAAACAAAAAUGGUGGCCACGGAUGGGACGUUGUGACCUGAAUAGCCACACAAAUGCACAGACAGAUGGGAAGGCUCUCAAGCUGCACAGUUUUGCAGGCGUUUUCUGCAUUUUAGCAAUAGGCCUUCUUCUUGCCUGCUUGGUGGCAGCAUUGGAGUUGUGGUGGAACAGCAACCGUUGUCAUCAAGAAACACCGAAAGAGGUACAGCAUGGGCAGCAGCAGUGCAAACUUCCCCACAUUGCCCCACCAAUGUGCCUCAACCCUGACCUGGAGAGACCACCUUUAGGGGAUAAAGAAGUGAACCUGGAGCAGGUCCAUAGACGCAUGAACAGUUUAAUCGAUGAAGAUAUAGCCCACAAGCAGAUCUCUCCAGCGUCCAUCGAGAUCUCAGCCUUGGAGAUCGGUGGCAUGCAACCAGCUCAGACCCUGGAGCCGGUACGCGAAUACCAGAACACGCAACUUUCUGUCACCACCUUUUUACCAGAACAGACAACUCAUGGUGCCAGCAGGACACUCACAGCUGCCUCUGGCAGCAACCUGCCACUGCCCCUGAGCAGCUCGGCCACCAUGCCCUCCAUACAGUGUAAACACAGGUCGCCAAAUGGAGGACUAUUUCGUCAGAGCCCCGUGAAAACCCCAAUCCCUAUGUCAUUUCAGUCUGUGCCGGGGGGAGUCAUUCCAGAAGCAAUGGAGCCCUCUCACGGAACAUCCAUUUGAUGAAAACAAACAGUAACACAACCAGCAGAGCUUUUUAAUACAAAAUUAAAAACAAACAAAAAA